AUGUUCAAGUGCAAGCUGGGAUGGAGCGAAGAGCGCGUAAGCAGAAUCUGCCUCGGAACAAUGACCUUCGGCGUGCAGAACAGCGAGGAGGAGUCGCACGCAAUUCUCGACUACUACGUGGGAAGGGGAGGGAACUUCAUCGACACAGCUGAGAUGUAUCCAGCUCCUGCCUCUGAUCCUCGCUGGAAACCAGGCGCUUCAGAGGAGAUCAUUGGACGUUGGCUGGCCAAGAAACCUGAGAUGAGAUCCAAAGUUUUCAUCGCCACCAAGGUAGCAGGCUUCAGUCCAAGCUCUGAAACUGCCGGGAACAGGAAGGUGACUCUGGGCACGGGUGGGGGGAUCGGGGAGAACGGGAAGCCCACGCCAGCCCCUGCAAGGCUCGAUGCUGCUUCGAUCAUCGAGGCUUGCAAUGCUUCGCUGAAGCGAUUGCAGACAGAUUACAUCGACCUCUACCAGAUCCACUGGCCUGAUCGUUAUGCUCCUUUGUUUGGGAGCUUGUGUUACAAUCCACAGAAAGAGAGGCCUGAUAGCAUUCCAAUCGCAGAGCAGGUGGCUGCCGUGAAGCAACUGAUCGACUCAGGAAAGAUUCGAUACUAUGGCCUGUCCAAUGAAACCACCUUUGGCGUUUGUCAGUGGGUGCAGGCAGCGGACAAGAUCGGCUGCCCGAGACCUAUCUCGAUUCAGAAUCAGUUUUCGCUUCUGUACCGCCCGUUUGAAGGAGAGCUUGCCGAGGCCUGUGCACCCUCGAACUACAACAUCGGCCUCUUGGCCUGGACUCCUCUCGCUGGAGGCAUGCUGACCAACAAGUACUUCAAUGAGGAUGGCCGGCUGAAAGAUAAAAGCAGCUUUCCUGAGAAGUGCCGACACACCAUGUACCAGAAUUGGAUGGUUCGCUUCUUGACGCCAAACGCAACCAAGGCGUGCGAGAGGUAUGCUGUAAUCGCCAAAAACGCAGGAAUGUCUAUGGCGACGCUUGCACUUAAAUUCUGUGUGAGCCGUUGGUUCGUGGCGUCGACCAUCAUUGGGGCUACAACGGUGGAGCAGUUGAAGGAGAACAUGGAUGCAUUCGAGGAGGCCUCUGCCCAGCUGCCAGAAGAGGUGUUGAAGCAGAUCGACGAGGUGCACUCGGACUGUCAAAACCCAACCAUCGCCAUUGAGACCAUGCCGUACAUGCUGAACCUCAACUCGUAGUUGAAUUUGGAAUGGAAUUUCAAGCAGUGUCUUUGUAGUAGCAAUUGUUCCAAUCACAUAUGAAUUAUUCCAAUCAUCACGCAUUUCUAGAUGUGUGUUCACGUAAACAGAUGUGGAACUUUGAACUAUUUAUUUACAUAAAAUACAAGGACAACAC
Messenger RNA from Guillardia theta CCMP2712, 1348 nucleotides. RefSeq lists its product as hypothetical. Gene Ontology annotation, molecular function: oxidoreductase activity. NCBI's taxonomy places the organism in Eukaryota, Cryptophyceae, Pyrenomonadales, Geminigeraceae. The record is from RefSeq and is a predicted model, not a curated record. Bases 1 to 1191 code for a protein of 396 amino acids. The transcript has 9 exons.